AUGGGAAAUUACUAUGUGGAUGUACCGAAGUUUUCGGAUAUGCACCCUUGCAACCCAUCGGACAAUCGUUUAUCAAAAUCGGACACCGGAUCAGUAUGUUAUAAGGAGAAAUGCGUCCUAGAAACAACAAUAAUACCACAGGCCGAUCCAUGGAGCUCUUGGUCACCUUGGUCACCCUGUCGUGGAGAUGACGUUACAGGUUUCGAAAAAAGGAACAGGAAAUGCGAUAAAUCCCGUCUAAAGUUAGGAGAGCAAAUCUGCCAAGGUAAUGAUACAGAGUACAAAGUGUGCAAAAAUAAGGCUAGCAGAAAUAGCAAAAAGAACAUGGCUCUCUGUAAAAAGCACGAUUCAUCGUCGAUUUAUAGUGCGGAAGAUGAAUAUCCAUGUCGUUUAAUCUGCUUCGUUGGACCUAAUUUCACGAAUUACGGAAAUGCUGCAGAUGGAACUCUCAUCAAAACGGAAAAUAUGUUAAGCAUGUGUCUAAAUGGCUUUAUUAUACCUGUAGGAUGUGACGACGAGUUUUUCUCUACCGCAAAAUGGGACAAAUGCGGAAUUUGUAAUGGGGAUAAUUCGAAAUGCUAUCCUUUCGAGGCUGAAGAGAUGAUCACAUUAACCAAAGCUAGGACGAAUAUAACGAACUUGAAUCCAGGCACGACAUUCCUACUUUUUAGACUAAUUUUAGGAUAUCAUCAAGGAUUAGAUGGCCCCGAAAAUAGUAUUGUAUUAAAACGAAAUGGAAAGAACUAUAAAGGGAAUUUGAUAAAGAAGCUUACCGAUAUAACCUACGAGAAAAAUAAAGAUUUUGAACUCAUAACUUCGCAUAUGCUAGCAGGCCCCCUUACAAUUCAAAUUCUGAAAAAUUUGGCGGGUAAAAUUGUUGUAGGUUACAAACUGAGGUACGCCACUCCUAAAUGA
Messenger RNA from Gordionus sp. m RMFG-2023, 915 nucleotides. RefSeq names its product A disintegrin and metalloproteinase with thrombospondin motifs 14-like. Gene Ontology annotation, cellular component: extracellular matrix. Gene Ontology annotation, biological process: proteolysis; extracellular matrix organization. The record is from RefSeq and is a predicted model, not a curated record. Lineage: Eukaryota; Metazoa; Nematomorpha; Gordioida; Chordodea; Parachordodidae. Gene Ontology annotation, molecular function: metalloendopeptidase activity. The transcript has 9 exons. The coding region runs from base 1 to 915 and encodes 304 amino acids.